This is a messenger RNA of Heterobilharzia americana, 1514 nucleotides long. The record is from the annotation of a GenBank genome assembly. Lineage: Eukaryota; Metazoa; Platyhelminthes; Trematoda; Strigeidida; Schistosomatidae.
CAGCUCAAUCUAAGUGCAAUAAUGAUAAUGAUUCGUUUAUGGCUCACUGGUCUAGGUAGUUGACUUCCAGACGGAGAGGAAAGGCAAUUUGAAGAUCAAGGUUAGUGCAACUAUUCAAGCUUUAGAAGACGUUAGCUAGUGAAUGCUUACCUACGCCGUUAUAACCGAUUUUCAGCCAUUUCACCAAGUCCUCAACUAUUGAUUCUUAUCGUCUCAGGGACCCCAACCAGGGGUAGUCUGCAUCUCCCUACACGACUCAUACCAACAGUGAAGGACUGUUGCUAGAUCUUCGUCUGACAACCUAUAACCCUCUUCCAAAUUGAUGCAACUUCCCCUAGCAUAGCACGUCGAGGUUGGCGGUAAGUUAACUUCUAACCAACCGGUCAGUUUAGUAUCAUUAGCCGUCAUAUGCAAUAAUAGAUGUAUGACUCAUAGUCUACUGCAUAAAUGUGCUCAAUGUCACUCUGGACACUUUGAUAUGAUUUCGAAGUAACUAGCAUCUUAUGGUAUCCACAAGCUCACACAGUAUCAGCUGUAUACCAAUGUAUAUUAUUUAUUAUGAUUGUAGAUUUUCACUGUUCCCCAUCAUGACUGAUACAAACACUAAUUCAUCAACAGAAAAUGAUAAACUUAUUGAAAUGGAUAAGAAAGGAAUACCAAAAGCUGAAUUCAUUGAAGAUGUUGACGCUUAUAUGAAAGCGAAUAAUUUUACAACUUUAAUGGAAGCUGGACGAUCUUUUGAAGAAUUAUAUCAAAAGUAUAAAAUUAUUGAACAAGCUCUAUUACAACGUAAAAUUCGAUUAAUGCAACAAUUACCAGAUAUACAGAAAACAUUGGCUGUUAUCCGUCAACUACAAAAACAAAACACUAAUUUAAAUGUCACUUUUGAAGUAUCCAAUCAACUGUUUGCACAUGCAUAUAUCCCAAAAGCUGAUCGUGUUGGCUUAUGGUUAGGCGCUAAUGUUAUGCUAGAAUAUGAUCUUGAUGAAGCGGAUAAAAUACUCGUUGAAAAUGAACAAUCUGCUCAACAAUCUCUACAAGAUGUGGAUCAGACAUUGGAAUUUCUUAAGAGUCAAACAACCACAGUUGAAGUGAAUUUAGCUCGUCUUCAUAAUUUGUCUGUGAAACGUGGCCGACAACAAAAUCAAAUAUCUGACAAUGGAGGGAAAGCAUAGUUAAUGGUGUAGUAGUAGUGAUAAGAUGCUGCCUGGGAGAAAUUUGAACCAAACUUGUUUGCUGAACAGCUUUGCACAUCUGUGUAUACUUACUGUAUAUAGGUCGUCUCUAUUUCGAUGACAUCAAGUUGGUUGUGUUGCUUUUUCUCUCUCUACCUAUCAUUUAGUUUUGAUUACUGUACAUUCUUCUCCUAUGAGGGGUAAUUAUUAAUCAUUCAUUAUCGUUGUGUUCAGCGUUUACUUCGUCGUCUUCAUCUUCUUGUUCUUUGUGAAUAUGAAUUGUCUUUGUUCUCCGCUUGCUGUCCACAUGAAAUUCUCCACAGACAACACCUAGGGGGA